Messenger RNA from Malus domestica (apple), 951 nucleotides. NCBI's taxonomy places the organism in Eukaryota, Viridiplantae, Streptophyta, Magnoliopsida, Rosales, Rosaceae. The record is from RefSeq and is a predicted model, not a curated record.
UUAAAAGGCUCAAUGAAAUUUAUCCGAAAAACCCAAGGGCUAAACCAAUUUUUGAAGGCAAUUUUUGAUGGCGCUUUCUCGAAAGCAUGCAGCCCCAAUCUUCUUCCUCCCUCCUCUGCUUCACCGAGUGAACUCGCUGAGGUCGACAACUCGGAUCUCGACCAGCCCUCCUAUGGCUUUUGCUCACCACCCAAUAUCCAUUCUUCUCAAAACUUCAAAGCACCCAAAGACUUCGAUUCUGAAAUCUCCUCUUCCUCUUCCUCCUUCUUUUUCCUCCAUUUCUCUUCCUCUCAAACCUCGCAAUCUCUCCUUGUUGUUAAGGUCCCGAAUUCCAGGGCAUAAAGGUAAUUACAGUUCUCCGCCGUCGGCGCAGGUGGAGCCCCAGGAGUAUCAGGCGAGUUCAGCUGCGGACGCCUUCACUAACUUCAAAGCAUCUUCUGCUGCCCAUCACCGAUGGGAACCCAUAUCUCUCCGAGGGCACGAGACGGGCUAUAGCUACUGUUGCUGCUUUGGCGAAGAAGUAUGGGUCUGACAUUACGGUUGUGGGUAUGUUUACUGAUGAGAAUUGCUCUCUCUGUUUUUACAUUGUGUGUUACGGUGUCGAAACCAAGCUUUAUAUAUAGAGCUUUUCGUUACUGUAGAGACGUUUUCGGAAUUGAUUCAGUAAAUGUAGAGUAGGAAUAUAGAACUUUGUGUUGUUUUGCAGUGAUCGAUGAACAGCAGAAGGUUCGACUAUCCGCUGGCAUCUCUCUGAAGGUUUGUGUAUUGUCUCAUGUGGAAUUUGGAUAUUACAACUUUGAAUAUUUAUCGUACACGAGUAAAGGGAAUGUGAAAUGUUAGAGCUGAUUGAUUAAUAGAGAACAAAAACAUAGAUAUUAUAUGAUUGUGUCGAUUCAGUGAUGUCGAUUGAGUUUUCAUCGGUGUAUUGCAAUAAGAUGCAAUUUUUCACAA